GAGGCAGCAUGAAAGUCAGGACAUUUCAAAAAACAAGUUCAUAUUCAAGAAAGUGUAUACCUCACAUUUUGAGGAUCCAAUUGGCUUGAAGGCUUUCACCAUUGUAUUAAUGUCAGGGAUGACGAUUUUAAUAAAGGAUUUCAGCAUCAAAUCAGUUGCCAAUUUCUUUCACAGUACAAACAAAACUAGAAAGGAAUCUCAAUUAGUACUUGAA
Sphenostylis stenocarpa is the source of this 214-nucleotide messenger RNA. The record is from the annotation of a GenBank genome assembly. NCBI's taxonomy places the organism in Eukaryota, Viridiplantae, Streptophyta, Magnoliopsida, Fabales, Fabaceae.